AUGGUUAGGGUUAUCCUUGCGGUAGCGGGCUUCGUUGCCGUCGCGCUUGCCCAGCAGUCGACAUAUACUGGCCCACUUUUCGACGAAGAUACUGCGCCUUACUUUGGUAGUUCUGGUCUUGUGUUCCCUACGAGUGCUGAUGGUACACCUGCGUUUCCGAGCGCACCAACUAUCACUCCGUCAGCCAGCUCUUCGACAAUCCCCACUCCCAUUUCCGGCUCCAUAUCCAGCACCAUUUCUAGCGCCGUUUCCAGCUCCAUGCUCAGCUCUAUUCCCAGCCCUAUACUCAGCUCUACACUUUCGAUGGCUGUCCCGCAUAAUUCCACUAUUUCGUCUUCCGCAACCACUUUGAGCGCCUCAACCAUUUCAAGCCCAGCAACCACUUUGAGCUCUUCAUCUCGUUCGUCUACAUCUGACAGCGUGUCACGUACUUCGAGCUCUACGACUGAAGAUGCCACUACAAGUAGGCUGACUCCUUCUUCGACUUCGAUAGGUGCGGCCGCUACCAACUUUCCGGAGGCUCUUGGGAUCAUGGUUGGAGGUCUCGUGGCUGGUCUGGCCAUGCUUUAG
Molecule: messenger RNA, 570 nt
Organism: Bipolaris oryzae ATCC 44560
Lineage: Eukaryota; Fungi; Ascomycota; Dothideomycetes; Pleosporales; Pleosporaceae
Exons: 2
Coding region: 1-570 (189 amino acids)
Source: RefSeq, a predicted model, not a curated record